Molecule: messenger RNA, 2813 nt
Organism: Zingiber officinale
Lineage: Eukaryota; Viridiplantae; Streptophyta; Magnoliopsida; Zingiberales; Zingiberaceae
Product: mitogen-activated protein kinase kinase 1-like
Exons: 10
Coding region: 224-1282 (352 amino acids)
Biological process (GO): protein phosphorylation
Cellular component (GO): cytoplasm
Molecular function (GO): protein serine/threonine kinase activity; ATP binding
Source: RefSeq, a predicted model, not a curated record
CAUUUUGAAUUCAUGAAUUAUUUCAACGGGUGGGUCGCUUCUCGCAGUGGCCGGUGUCUUUUGGUUCUCCGAAUUCCUCCUCGCUCUCUCUAUAAAAGAGUCAUUUUCGCAGGUUAAUCCAUUUCAAGUAUUCGGAUUUCUUCUUUGAUCACUCGCAUCUCCGCCCCGGUCCUCUUGAUUCAAGAAUCCAUAGCGGCUCGGGGAUCGGGAACCCUAGAUCAUCAUGAGAGGCGCGAAGCAAUUGAAGCAGCUCAAGCUCGACGUGACCGCCCAGGAAGCCCCUGUCGACAAGUUCCUGACUGCGAGUGGAACAUUCACAGACGGUGACCUGCGGUUGAAUCAGAGAGGGUUACGAUUGAUCUCUGAGGAAACUCAAUCUAGUCAGUCACCAGACACUGAAGAUGUAGAGUCGUUGAGGGAAGAUCUUGAGGUCAUUAAAGUCAUAGGGAGGGGAAGUGGUGGUACCGUUCAGCUGGUACGACACAAGGGGCAAGGAACAUUUUAUGCUCUAAAGGGUAUUCGGAUGUGCAUCCAGGAGACAGUUCGUAAACAAAUCGUGCAAGAACUUAAAAUAAAUAAAGCCUCCCAGUGCCCUCACAUUGUUGUUUGUUACCAUUCUUUCUACCACAAUGGUGUUAUUUCUCUUGUACUUGAGUACAUGGAUCGUGGAUCACUUGCAGAUGUACUUAAGCAAGUUCAAACAAUUCUAGAACCAUAUCUAGCAGUCAUCUGUAAGCAGGUUCUGAAGGGUUUAGUAUAUCUGCAUCAUGAAAGACAUGUCAUUCAUAGGGAUAUAAAGCCAUCAAAUUUGUUAGUGAACCAUAAAGGUGAGGUAAAGAUUACAGAUUUUGGAGUAAGUGCAGUCCUGGCAAAUUCCAUGGGUCAGCGAAAUACAUUUGUUGGCACCUAUAACUAUAUGGCGCCUGAGCGGAUUAGUGGAAGCUCAUAUGACUGUAAAAGUGACAUUUGGAGUUUGGGCUUGGUAAUACUUGAGUGUGCAAUUGGUCAUUUUCCGUACACUUCAACAGAACAAGAUGGCUCUUUGAGCUUUUAUGAACUUCUAGAGGCUAUUGUGGAUCACCCUCCACCUUCUGCUGCUGCUGAUCAAUUCUCGCCCGAGUUCUGCUCAUUCAUAUCAGCUUGCAUACAGAAAGAUCCUAAGGAACGAUUAUCAUCCUCGGAGCUACUGUGCCAUCCGUUCAUUCAGAAAUUUGAGGACAAGGACAUCGAUCUGGCAAUCCUGGUUGCCAGCUUAAACCCUCCUGUAAAUUUAGAUCUGUGAUUAUAUGCCAUUGGUCUGUGUGUCCGUAGCUAUGCCCUUGAGGGAGAAUAUUCAUCUCCAACCCUUAAAAUUGAGCACUCUACUGAGCCAGCAACCGAAGGAAUUGGCAGCAAGAGGCACGAGCAGAAAAAGAGUGGUCUGUAACUGUAAGCUAAAGCAGACAAGGGAAUUUGUCUGUCUCCACUGCUCGACAUGGUCGUCUAUCGAAUCUAAUCUAAUAUAUGAGGAAUGAAUUCUACUUGAGGUACAAGGGUUUUAAAGAGCAAGUUGACUGACAAGUGUAGUGGUCCAAUAAAUCAAACGAAUUCAGAAUCGAACUAGCUGGACCGACCUAACCUGGGUUCAUAGGUUAACUAGUAGAGCUGCCUUGGACAGAUGGCCUCAACUCCUCACAUCAAAGUAUGGCUGUGAAUUGGCCUGAAAGCAAAGCCUGAUAAGAACCAAAGAUAUGGAUGAAUCCUACUCAAAGAACUUAUCCAUUACAAGGCCAAGCAUUUAAUAAGAGACAUGCAUGUGGACGAAAGAAUCCAUGAAACAUGGAGAGAAGACAAUGGCAAAAGGUGCACCUCACCUUAACCCUUCAGAACCAACAUGGGGCCAGCACUGAUCUUCACUUCUCUCUUUACAUCAAAGGUCUUGUUCCCUAGGCCUUAAAAUAAAACACCUGAGAUUCCAUUUCCAUCCACAUGAUUAAACUAAUUGCAAACCCAUAAAAAUAUGUUCCCUAGAGGCAUCGCAACUCAACUGUAGUGUGAGCUAUAUAUAUUGAGGCAAACCGACGCUGGGAGUUAAAGUACUGCCAUCCUUGGGAGAUAUAGAUAAGCUAGAAAGAGAGCUCGUUCCUUCUCAAAAGCAAGAACUAUUUCUGAGUCUAGAUAUGGGUGGAGUUGAUAAAGAUGAUGAACAGCUCUUUGAUUCUGACUCUUUCUUAUGCAACUCUGACGAUGAUGAUAAUUCUGAAGAGGAUUCAACUUCAUCAUCUCCAGAUGCUACCUCUCCCACUUCCCUGACAGCAAACAUGAAUCCAAAUGGAGCCCUGUUUGAGUUAUCUGCACUCAUGGAGCAUUUGCCUGUCAAGAGAGGAUUGUCCAAACACUACCAAGGGAAAUCACAAUCCCACACAUCACUCUCUGCUGUUAGCAGCAUAGAGGACCUGCCCAAGAAAGAGAAUCCUUAUAAGCGAAAGAUGAUAAAGGCAAGCAAGAGCCAUGCCGGCGGACUGGAUGGGAGCAAGAGGUCUGCUAAUACACCAAGAUCUUGAUUCUUGUAGCAAGGCCAAACCAAAAAGUCACCCAGGGUAGCUUCUUGUGCUUCUUUGAUAUCGAAGAGCAGCAGCAGCAAACUACCUCACGUUCCUGUACAGAGCAAUCCAUGUUCUCAUUGAUCAUCUAUCAAGCACAAGUUCCCUUCAGAUGUAGUGUUGUGUUCAGAUAAGAAAAUGAGAAUUAUGCUUUGUAAACUUUUCAACAUGUCAAAAGUUGGAUAUGUAUUCUUAACGUAAUCCUGCCUCAGAAUAUUUAAGAUUUGACUA